Conger conger (European conger) is the source of this 1618-nucleotide messenger RNA. RefSeq names its product CCAAT/enhancer binding protein (C/EBP) 1 (gene cebp1). Gene Ontology annotation, molecular function: DNA-binding transcription factor activity, RNA polymerase II-specific; RNA polymerase II cis-regulatory region sequence-specific DNA binding. The record is from RefSeq and is a predicted model, not a curated record. The transcript is spliced from 3 exons. Gene Ontology annotation, biological process: DNA-templated transcription; myeloid cell differentiation; regulation of transcription by RNA polymerase II. NCBI's taxonomy places the organism in Eukaryota, Metazoa, Chordata, Actinopteri, Anguilliformes, Congridae. The coding region runs from base 112 to 750 and encodes 212 amino acids.
GUGUGAUGGACCGCUAGCUACUAAACAACUGAAUUUAAAGGAUAGUCAGACAGAGAUAAAAGAGACAGGAAAAGAAACAGAAGAAGACAGAGAAGAGACAUUGUUGAAGGGAUGUCUGAAUCCCAGCCUUCUGUUAUUCAAGAGUGCAGCCCCCUUCCCCCUCUGCUGUACCACUCCAUCGAUCACCCUUCCCUCCCGGUGAACUCCUUGGUUUUGAACCCCGACUCUUGCACCCCAGUGCUCAGCCCAUCGGUUGGGCCCAUGCCGCGGGCGGCCGGGGUGCCGUACAGCCAGCCCCUGGGGGUUCAGAGAGGAGCGAGGACUGGGGCUGACAGGAUGGCAGAGCAGAUGAUGGGAUACAUGCCCUAUCCUCCCUGCCUAACGGGUCCCUCCGCGGAGAGACACGGACAGCAGACUCAUAUGUUACCCCAGGAGUUCAGCUCCUUCCUCCCCCCUCCCCCUCCUGCUCUCCUUCGACAGUCCGUGCAGAAGAAAAUUCCAAGCAAGGACAGCGUCGAGUAUCGCAUGCGCCGCGAGAGGAACAACAUGGCGGUGAGGAAGAGUCGCGACAAAGCCAAGCGCCGCAUCCAGAUCACCCACCAGAGGGCGCUGCAGCUAGAGGAUGACAACCGCAGGCUUCAGAAGCUGAUUGGGCAACUCACACAGGAGCUGGACACUCUGAAGCUCAUCCUGUCGCAGCGCCACCCUCGGCAGAGGGAGGACAAACUUGCGCGGGAGGAGAACUGCUGAGAGGAUGGAGGACGACAAAUAAAGGACAGAAAUACUUUUUAUUUUUAAAACUUUUUUCUCAAAUUUUGGACUACUGAAGAGGUGUCAGUGGCUGUUUGGAAUAUAGAAGUAUAUGGGGGUUUUUUUGUUGCGUUUUUGCUACACUGCUUGUGAAGGGUUCAGAUUCAGAGUCGGAUUCCCUUUAUAUUGUCAUUGUACGAGUACAAUAUAAUUACGUUCACAAACUCCCUGAGUAAUGCAAACGGUUUUAAAAACAAUGGUGACACCAUCAAAUAAGAAAUAAAUAAAUAAACUAUUUCUAUAUAGUACAUGCGUAUGCACACAAACACAAGAGUUCCUGUGUAGAUUUCAACAUAGCGACGAUGAGAACAAGACAUGGGAAGAUCAAUGGGUGUUGCAAUCGGCGGACAUGCCAGGACGAUAGUUUCUGACCACAAUGAGUGCACCAGAAAAAAACUGAACUCCUAAAGGCUAAAGGACAAACAAAAUGUAAAGCACAUUGCAUACAAUAUACAAAACAUACAGCAUUAAGGUGUCCCAAGAAAGUUAAAACGAUGUUGUAAACACGGCGGUGAUUAUCCAUAAUCACUGGCAUAGCCGAAUAGAUAUUACGACAAGGGCACAUUUAGUUGGAGCAGAUCACAAUCUAUACAAAUUAUUAAAUGUGAAUGUGUGUGAUUCUACAGAUUACAUAAAACAACAGCUUAUUUGUCUAUGAGACUACAGCCUAUCUAUUGUACCUCUAUAAAAAAAUGAAAUCUCUAUUUUUUCUCUCCUUUCUCCAUUUUCAAAAACUGUAAAAAGCAUUGUUUAAAAAAACAAAAACGGAAUAAAUAACUACAAAACACUGAAUUAAAAAUGGGAGGCA